Messenger RNA from Hydractinia symbiolongicarpus, 1929 nucleotides. RefSeq names its product pre-mRNA splicing regulator USH1G-like. The coding region runs from base 586 to 1929 and encodes 447 amino acids. NCBI's taxonomy places the organism in Eukaryota, Metazoa, Cnidaria, Hydrozoa, Anthoathecata, Hydractiniidae. The transcript has 3 exons. Gene Ontology annotation, molecular function: protein binding. The record is from RefSeq and is a predicted model, not a curated record.
CCUAGGUUGCCUAUGUAUAUUGAUAAUGACGGAAAUCGUCAAGUCUUUGUUCAAAUAUAUUGCAAGAAUUUUUCAUGUUCCUGAUCUUUACAUAUAGUUGUUUUGAUUGAGUUAAAUAGUUAAAUAUUACACUCAUAAAUAAUUUCUUUUCGGCUGAGUAACUUUAUUCAUUAUAGAUACGAAAUUUUAUCCGGGUGACAUCAUGGUAUAUAAAGCUUUAGAAACUUAAUAAAAGGCUGUUAUGAAAACUUUUAGUUUUUGUCUUUCGUGUCAUCUAAUCAACCUUUGUAAAGGUUAUUUUGGGCUAAGGGAAUAUUCUUCGUGUAUAAAUACUCAAAGAAUAAGCCAAGUGGUUUGAAUUAUUAUCGUAGCUACUGAUUACAUACAGAAACCGGCUCAAUGUAUUAUCGCCAUGGAGAUUGGAAAAGAAACAAUUCUCUAUUUAAUCUGUUUUAAUUGAAAACGCUAUUUUUCUCCACAAACCUUUUUCAAAGCAGUUUAAAAUGCAGCGAAGGAUAGUUUGAAGGACCUUUGAAAAUUGGAUAUUUAAAGGAGUAAAACAAAAACAUGAAAAGUUGACAAAAGAUGACAAUGGAAGAACUUUCUUUCGUCACCCUCUCAGAAGCCGCACGAGAAGGAAACUUAAAAGUUUUAAAGAGCUGUCCAAGAAAAGAAGUAAACAGGCGUGAUAGCGAUGGUAUGACGCCUGUACAAUGGGCUGCUUCGUAUGGAAAUAUUGAAGCUCUUCGAAUAUUAAUGGGAAAGGGAGGCAAUCCUGAUAAACCAAACAACGAAGGUUAUACUUCGUUACAUCUAGCUGCUGCUUCUGGUCAAUUGCACUGUCUCGUUUUCUUGACCAAUUUUGGUGGAAAUGUAUACGCAGUUAGCGAUAACGGAACAACACCAAUCCAGGAGGCAUCAGGCAAGGGUUUUUUUGAAUGUGUCCGCCACCUUGAAGCGUUAAUUACACACCAAGUGGAACAAGACAGAUACAAAGUUGAUAAAAUGCAACAAAAAGCCAAACAUGAUGCAGAGAGGCGUAUAAAAGAAAAAGCAAAACUCUUACAAAAACUGGACCGUGAUUAUGAAAAAAAGAGGUCAAAGCAUAGAAAAAUUGGCGCAAGUGUUACUCAUUAUAAUGGCCAACAAGUCAAUGUUCACGCGCAGAGGUAUGAUUUUGAUAAGUCAGAUAACUUGUAUAACAAGUUAACAUAUUCGCAACUUUCUGAAUUGCCUCGUUUUAAAGGAGAAAGCUUUAGCGACGAAAGUCCAAUUAGUAACAUCGAUGACGAUUCAAACAGUACAGAGUCGUCUCGCCGUAUCGACGAAUUUUUAAAGAUAAGGUCGUUAAUUGCGGAUGAUCUAAUUGAAUGCCAAAAUGGUAGUAUGGGUAAUGAUAAACUCUCAGAUACAACUGACCGAACGGAGUUGACAUCGCUUUCCCAAAACUCCAGGUCGACAUCAAAAAUACUGGCUUCGUCUCUGCGAUCACUGCACUUUAGUAAUAGUUUUACUCAAAAUAGAAUUGACGUCCAGGGCCAUCUUGGGCCCAUGGUUACAUUAAGAAAUGGACAAAUAGUAAAUAUUACCCCUACUUCGAAAGGAAUCCUUACUAAAGGACAAUUACUUUAUUCGAAUACGAAUAGGCAUGGUCAGAAUGCCAAUGUAACAAUAACUGACAUGUCAGUAAGUAAAAAAGAAAUACGCAUGGCACCCUUAUACACAUUUUUACACGCGUUGAAACUGGACGAAUAUAGAGAAACGUUUUCAAAAGAAAAAAUCGACCUAAGAGCUUGUUUGUUAUGUGAUGAAAAUGACUUACGAGAAAUUGGACUGCCAUUAGGCCCUCGCAAGAAAAUCACGGACGCAAUCAAACGAAGAAACACAAUAUUUAGUGAUAACAAUGAAUUGCAUGACUCAUCAGUGUGA